This is a messenger RNA of Aedes albopictus (Asian tiger mosquito), 4132 nucleotides long. It is a transcript of the gene Gapvd1, whose product is annotated as receptor-mediated endocytosis protein 6 homolog. The coding region runs from base 157 to 4020 and encodes 1287 amino acids. The record is from RefSeq and is a predicted model, not a curated record. Gene Ontology annotation, biological process: regulation of GTPase activity. The transcript is spliced from 4 exons. Lineage: Eukaryota; Metazoa; Arthropoda; Insecta; Diptera; Culicidae.
CCAAUUGGAAUUUGCUAAAUAUUUGCUAGGUAUUGUCUCAGUAAAUGCAGUCUCUCUCAAGGGUUUUCUCUUUUAUUAAAAACAUGCAUUAAUUGCAUAUAGCAAAUAUUUUUAAAACGUUGAGUUCAGUAUUGAGUAUUGAAUAAGUAAAAUAAAAUGGAAAACAAGAUUGAUCCCGCAAGUGAAGUCGAUUUUAUGUCAAUUGUGAAUAUAGCAAAAUCUUUACGAAGAGAGCAAUUGUUUGUAUCAAAUGAACAGAGCAAUUUUGCUAGUUCACAUAAAUUAUAUGAAAAAUACUUGUGCCAUACCCAACAGGUGGCAUGGAUUUGCGCUCGCCAGCGUCAAGUAAUGCACAACCUCAUAUUAGCAAAACCAGAAUCCGGACUUUCUGCGUUAUGUCAGCGUAUAGAUCUACUAGAAAAUUGUUACUUCAUCGACAUUUAUCACUGCAAAUUUGUUGAAUACCCACAAAUUAUAGCUUUAAUAGAGAUGCUAAACUUCCUAUAUGAUAAACCUGCGAUUAUUGCUUACGCCUUAUCUCUUGCAGAUAAAAAUGGAACCAGCAAAGCACGAAUAGAUUCUACCAUCAAUUUUGUUGUGAAUGGUUUAUACAGGAGUGGAAUUUAUCCCAAGGAUGUAGAAAUGAUAAUAAAAAUGCUCCAAAUUCAAAUUAAAAUCCAAAUUGCCAAGAGUGAUAACCCACGGAGACUACUGCGGAGCGGUUCAUCCACAUUCACGCGACUGUUCCAAAAAUACUAUGAAUCCUCCUUUGCAUCGAAAAUAUUUUUGAAAACUAUUCUCUUUGAUCCUGUUAUGGCCGUACUUAUGGACGAUGAAAUGAAAUUCGAGAUCGAUGCCAAUAAAAUCAUUUCAGUGCAAAACCAAACAGAGAACGCUGAAAUGUUCGGUGAACCGACCUCUGCUGAUUAUAUGGAUAAUCUUAAACAGUACAGGAGAACCGCAAUUGAUCGCUUACACAUGCAUGUAUCUAAUUUUAUCAAGUCUUUCAGUGAUAACUGGUGCUUAUAUCCAGCGACGCUGCGCUGGCUGUAUCAAUCCAUGAAUCACUUUCUUCAGCGUGUUGAACUUUCAAAAGAGAACAUUCACAUAAUAAUGACAGAUUUAAUAUUCACAAACUUUAUUUGCCCCGCUAUUUUGAGCCCCAAUAUACAUGGUAUUAUAGACGCUCCAUUAUCAGAUAAUGCACGUUUUAAUUUGAUUCAAAUUGGACAAGUGAUUCGGAUGUUAGCUCUAAUGGAAAUUCAGCCGGUCGAAGAUAAAUUGCACGAACUUUAUGCAAAAUUUGACAAACAUUGCUUAAGAAAUUUAAUAGAUCAACUUGAUUAUGAAACAUUUGAAAGCAAUUAUGAAAGCAAUAGUGAUGCAUAUAGCAACAAUUUACCUAGCAGUACCAUUGUAAUAGCAACUUAUGGUGAACUAAUAACAUUGGUAAAUAUGAUCGCUGCUGUAAAUGAGCAAGAACGUGAAAUUUCAAUGGAUGAGAUUCACAAACUAAAACAGAUUCUUCAUAAAUUAAUACAUUUGCCAGAGAUAAAUCAAGAAACAGAAAUAAUUGCUAAUGUAUUGACUGCUUCACAUAAUAUAAAUAAAACGAAGCCUAAAACUAAAGCGCGCAUUUUGAAAACUAGAAGUUUGUCAAGCUCUCCUUCUCAUUUAACCAAUGAUAUAAGUAAAGAAACAAGUACUUGUCAAAAACUAAAGAUUGAUGAAGCUUUUUUAAUGAUUCCGUUAUCAUGGAAUGAAGAAAAAUUGGUGUCUGAGGAAGAAUUUCUCAAUAAGGUGAUAAGCAACAGUCCUCCAGCGCCAUUCUGUGAAGCUGUUAAUAUAAAACAAGAAAACAUUACAAUGCAAGUUGAAAAAGACACAAGACAAAAAAAAAUCUCACUUUCUCAUGAUGAUGGCUCUACCGGUAAUACAUCCGAUAACCUAGAAGCAGUCAGUGAAGCGCAUAGCAAUCAUUCAGUAGCUAGUUCUCUUGAGCUAGAAGAGGCAGAUCAGAACGAUAACGACAAUCUUUCUGACAUGAUAUCUGCAAAUGUAUCUGGCAGAGGAACUCCUAGUAUAUCAGGACGAGAUACUCCAUCAUCACAAAUCACUGAAGGUGGUGGAGAAGUUCAGCAUUUCACCACACCACAAAUGACUAAAAUCUUAAAUAAAACGCGUUCAGAUAUUGAAGACAAGUUUUGCAAGUUUGAAAUAAAAAAACUCACUGAAGGUGAUGAAACCAUAUCCAUAAUUUCAGACACUUGGAGUACAGAUGUUCUAGCUUCAGAUUCAGAAGUAGUAGAAGCAAACGAGAGAAACUUGACAACAACUCUAAUUCCAACAACUACUCUUAUGCCAGGUGACCAUAACUACAUUCCGAUUACAAAUUCUUUUGGACAAAUGCGGGUUACACAUGUGGAAUCAGAAACGCAAUCAGAAUCAGCAUGGAGUACUGAUGAAGCAAUUGAUAUCGAUGAUAAUAACGGAGCUACACGCUCCGAAGUUAUUGAUUCAGUGAUGGUUUUGAAAAAUGAUUCAUCCAAUUUGUCACAUCAUUGCAAAAAACUCGUAGGCAUUCAUGGAUGUAAUAUAAAACCCAAUUAUUUCUCGCAACUCUCUGAUGAAAAUGAGCAAACAAACAGUAUACAAUCACAUUGUCAGAACUCAACAGACAGUAACAACUCUAGUGGUAUAUCUGAGAAUUUGUCUAAGUAUAGUAAAAGCGAUGCAAAUGAGAAUAAUAUAAACUUGAUUUCCUUAGAAUCAACGCAUUACAUAAGAACCCAUAUUAGGAAUGACAAAAAUUGUAACCAUUCAAAACGUAUUGAUUGUAAUAAUAUGAAAAAAUGUGAUCGAACAAAUCUAAAUUUAUCAAAUCCAUUUUCUGGUACAAAUGGGCUCUUCUCCUCUGCCAAUAAUAACAACCUCAAGAACUCGUUAGAAAUACAAAGUCCGCCAGAAUAUAAUGAAGAAGAAUUUGCUGUUGAACAUCGUCGAUUAUCUUCAGAGCAACGUAACGCAAAAUUUGAUUCUCGCAGAAAUGGAAUGAUCGACAUUUUGGGUAACUUUUCAAAUUCGCUGCCAUUUCCUCAAAUUAGAAAUAAGGCCAUUUCAUACUCUUUACCAAACUCGUCGUGUGUCAACCCAUUUGAAAUACGAGCUCAAAUUCUGGAAGAACCAAUGAAGAUCCGGAGUACAAAAAAUAGUUCUUCACGAAUUACUUCGAAAAUACACAAUGCAGAAUCGCUAAGUGGGGUGAAUAUGAUAUCUUCAUAUGUUACUGACGAAUAUCAUCAAAAAGCAAACAAUGAAGAAAAAUCUCCGUGUUCUGAUGGUCUUGUUUCAAAAUUAUCUGGAAAAAUCACAGGCACUAUUCCAAAAAGCAUAAGUUUCGAUUCUUCAGCAGACAAAGCAAAUCGCAAUGACUCAACUAUCACAAAAAUAUCAGAGGCAUCGCAAUUCACUGAAAGUUUGAAAACCAAUGCAAGUUUUUUCACAAAAUUAAAAUUUGGAUUCAAAAAUCGGCGAAGCACCAAUAUCAAAGCGCGAUUCAGCAUAAACGGCCAAAGUGAUAAUUUAGAUGUUUUGCUCAAAAAUAGAAUUGCAGAUUCAGAGGAGACUACUGAAGACAUUCUAGCCAAAUAUCGCCGAAAAACUUCCAUUCCAACGGAUAUAAACUCAUCGUUAAGCAAUUGCUUUGCCGUUACUCGGGUAAAAGCAGAGGAGGAUGCGAACAAAAAAUUAAGUGAAAAAUCAUCACACGAGUAUCCCAUUGAUUCUACCGGAAUCAAGAAAAAACUACGAUCAGUACUAUCUUAUACGGACAUAUGUUCACAGGAUUUUAAGAAAUAUCGUGUAAGUAUGAAAUUAUUACACAGCGUAACAAAAAUUAACUGUUUGUCUGUCUCAAGAGCAAACUUAUGUGUCUCCGAAGGAUUUUGGGCCGCUGAAUCCGAAUCCGGGCUCAGAUUUGCUCUAACACGUCACAAUUUUGAGCUAUACCUCAAUUUAUAGGGCAAAAUAUGCGAUUUUGGGCUUUUUUGACUGCAAACCAUUAAGCAAGGAAAUAUUUUUUUUAAGCAAUCAAAAGGUUAAUUGGUCUAUUAACAUCUAAACAAACGACUCA